Molecule: messenger RNA, 1071 nt
Organism: Synchiropus splendidus (mandarinfish)
Lineage: Eukaryota; Metazoa; Chordata; Actinopteri; Syngnathiformes; Callionymidae
Product: 5-hydroxytryptamine receptor 4
Exons: 1
Coding region: 1-1071 (356 amino acids)
Biological process (GO): chemical synaptic transmission; regulation of appetite; adenylate cyclase-activating adrenergic receptor signaling pathway
Cellular component (GO): plasma membrane
Molecular function (GO): G protein-coupled serotonin receptor activity
Source: RefSeq, a predicted model, not a curated record
AUGGUGAACGGCAGCCUUACAUUGCAGGACGACACCAACUCAUCCCUGCAGGUGGAGCAUCUUCCCUGCGCCAUAGCGAGGAACCAAGGUUUUCGAGUUUUUCUCUACAUCUUCCUCUCCGUCUGGAUCGUCUGCACUGUGUUCGGAAACGUUCUGCUGGUCAUUUCAAUCGGAUUUUUCAAGCAGCUGCAGUCCAACACCAACUUCUUCGUCAUGUCCCUGGCGGUGGCCGACUGCCUGGUCGGCCUCAUGGUGAUGCCUUACAGCAUGAUCCGCACCAUCGAGGGCUGCUGGUUCUUCGGGGGCCUCUUCUGUAAGCUGCACUCCAGCCUGGAUGUCAUGCUUUGCACUGCCUCCAUAUUCCACCUCAGCUGCAUCGCCUUUGAUCGCUACCUUGCCGUUUGCAACCCGCUGGUUUAUACCUUAAAAAUGUCCAGCGCUCGCGUGGCUUUUCUCAUCGUCAUCAGCUGGGCCGUUCCGAUACUCAUCUCUUUCGGCCCGAUUAUGUUGGGCCUCCAUGUUGUCGGGGUGGACGUCCCAGUCCCGCAGGAUGUUUGCGUGUUUCUUGUCAAUCAGAUUUACGCCGUGAUGGCCUCUUUGAUUGCCUUUUACCUUCCGAUGGCCGUCAUGCUGAUGGCUUACUGGAAGAUCUUCAAGGUGGCCAAACGGCAGGCCCAGCAGAUCAGUGCCAUGGAGAGCCAAAUGGCAGCCGGUGUCGGCAAAGACUCCAGCAAGAAGCAAAGGCACAGGAACGCCAUGAAGAGAGAGAGGAAAGCAGCCAAGACCCUGGGAAUCAUCAUGGGGAUUUUCCUCAUCUUCUGGAUGCCGUUCUUCACGGUCAACAUCGUGGACCCUUUUAUCGGCUACAGCACGGAAGUGGUGGUUUGGGACGUGUUUUUGUGGCUGGGCUACAUCAACUCCUCGCUCAACCCCUUCCUUUACGGGUUCUUCAACCGCUCCUUCCGAAGAGCCUUCCUCAUGCUCAUCGGUUGCAGGGUGUGUCUUCCUGGUACAACAGCAGGGAUGGACCUAUCACACACCAGGAAAGACCAGGCUGACCGUCAGGCAUAA